AUGAAAGCUUCACUAUUCUUGCUCGCGCCAGCCAUUCUGAGCUGUUUCUCUGCCGCUGCCAAUGCCGAAAAAGCCAAAAUCUUCAACUUUGACGUUCUCGAAGAAAAGGCUCUCAAUCCUGUUCCUGGACAGGACGCCAAGAACCCGCUAGAGGGUAUUGACCUAGACCAGCUUGUCAACGUCGUUUACAUCACGCUCGAGCCUUCCACCGUCUUCGUCACCGUCACGAGAACUCUCCAUCAGGUAGUCACCACUGCCACCACUACUGUGACCGCCGAAACAGACGAGACGCCGUUGUAUCCCUUCACAGGCCCUACUUCUAAAGCAAAGCCACCGACACUGAACACAACUGCUCCUUCAGUGUCAGUGCCAGCAACCUCCACGUUGCCUCCAUCUGGGAACAAUACAGCUAUUACUGCAACCAGCACAAAGCUUCUCAGCUCGUCGCACAUCACGCCGUCAUCUACUCUACCAUCUUCAACGACAACAACGUACACUGAGGGCAAGCUUGACUUUGUCAUCGGAAAGGAGAAGAAGGCAUCGACAGAUACGGAGACCGCAUCAUACUACGAUGAGCUAGUCCAAUUUGUUUCCUCUGUAUUUUCUCCGCCAACUUCGGAGCUACCAUCUUCUACUGGACCUAUCGUCAGCACACCAACUUCCAGCUCUUCAUUGGCUGUUUCAUCCAGCUCGACAAAGUCCAAGACGCACACGUCCACACGGUCUGCGUCCAUUGGCUUCAGCACUUCUGUGCUGCACAACACGACACACAACUCUACGAAAAACGAUCACGACGAUUACGGCGACGUUCUCGAUGGGUUCAACCCUUAUAAGGACCUGCCUCUAUCAGACAUCGACGUGAACUUUAGUAACGACUCUCCGCGACUGAACGCACGUGGUGUUGUCAUUGGCAUGUCUGCAACAAUUUUCAUUUUCGGUGUCUUUGCUUUGUGA
Ogataea angusta is the source of this 954-nucleotide messenger RNA. RefSeq lists its product as uncharacterized. NCBI's taxonomy places the organism in Eukaryota, Fungi, Ascomycota, Pichiomycetes, Pichiales, Pichiaceae. The transcript has a single exon. The record is from RefSeq and is a predicted model, not a curated record. The coding region runs from base 1 to 954 and encodes 317 amino acids.